ACUUCCUGUUAUUUUUAGGCAGCAGUACCUUCGGCUAGGCCUACAACUUCCAGAAAACGGUUACGGGACGGUGAGUAGAUUGCACUCUGCGGGUUCACAAUUAAAUUUUGAUUUUGAUCCAAACAACAGACCCGUUUCCUUCCAAAAGGCCACUCCACAAAAGAAGGAAAUCAAAUCACAGAAAUAUGGGAAUCAGUUCUACCACAAACCUAAUCAAACUUUCCGUCCUCCAAUCCUCUUCGCGACGUGUUUCUGCCAAUUCCGGUGUUUGGGCCGAUUCUCCAUAUCUCUUGAAUCACCACCACCACCACCACCACCAAUGCAGAUCGUCAUACACUCGAUCUCCUCACCAGCUCACUAAGACAAGGUCAUAUUCGUCUUCGUCGUCUUAUUCGUAUUCGAAGAUGGGGUUUCUCGGAUGGUAUUUGGGAAAGCUCGAUUCCCGACCCAUCCUCACAAAAGCCAUCACUUCUUCCCUUAUUUACAUGGUCGCCGAUUUGACAUCCCAGAUGAUUACAUUGCCACCUUCCGGUUCAUUUGACUCAAUGAGGUCAUUACGUAUGGCUGGAUUUGGGAUGCUUAUUGUAGGGCCAUCACAGCACAUGUGGUUUAACUUUGUAGCUAGAAUCCUACCAAAGCGAGACGUAAUCACUACCUUGAAGAAAAUGAUUACAGGGCAGGUUCUUUAUGGACCCUGUGUUAAUGGUAGUUUCUUCUCCUUCAAUGCAGCUCUUCAAGGUGAAAGUGGGACCGAGAUUGUUGCUAGAUUGAAUCGAGAUCUCCUCCCAACGUUGAUUAACGGUCUUAUGUUCUGGCCAAUAUGUGAUUUUCUUACUUACAAAGUUAUCCCUGUUCAUUUACAGCCAUUGAUAAAUAGUUCCUUUUCGUAUAUUUGGACCAUAUAUUUGACAUACAUGGCAAACUUGAAGAAAGCGGGUAUUGUUUAGUUUUGACAGCCAUUGAUAAAUAGUUCCCUUUUGUUUAUUUGGACCAUAUAUUUGACAUACAUGGCAAACUUGAAGAAAGCGGGUAUUGUUUAGUUUUCAAGUUUUUUGACAUCUACAUGUAUUGAUCUGCAAGAGUUAUAAAGGAAAGACAAGAACAAUAUCCGAUUUUGUCCUUUAAAGUCUGGAUUGAGGAGACAGCAGUAGAAUUUGACCUCCCAAUAGUUGCAGGUACUUGCACCGAAGUUAGUAAUAAUUACAAUUUAUACAUUCAGAUUUUUUUAUGUCCUGAUUUGUCUGUACAUAGUUCCUUAUAUUUGAGAUUUGGUUUUAUUGGUGCAUCAAAAGAGGUUCAUUGACAUAUAAUUAUCACGAAUUAAAAUUUCUUUUUCAUGAGAAUCACUUGGUUUAGUUUUGUUGACUCGAUAGGUUUGUUGUUGAGUUCAUUACUAUAUGGCUAAUUUGCACUGGGAGAAUGUUUAAUGUGAAAUUCCAACAUGGUUCAAUUGACCAUAAACUUUGCAAGGAG
This is a messenger RNA of Camellia sinensis, 1473 nucleotides long. Its product is annotated as Peroxisomal membrane 22 kDa (Mpv17/PMP22) family protein. NCBI's taxonomy places the organism in Eukaryota, Viridiplantae, Streptophyta, Magnoliopsida, Ericales, Theaceae. The record is from RefSeq and is a predicted model, not a curated record. Gene Ontology annotation, cellular component: membrane; cytoplasm.